Triticum urartu is the source of this 2672-nucleotide messenger RNA. RefSeq lists its product as uncharacterized. The record is from RefSeq and is a predicted model, not a curated record. NCBI's taxonomy places the organism in Eukaryota, Viridiplantae, Streptophyta, Magnoliopsida, Poales, Poaceae.
CCCGUCUCUGCCGUUGCUUUCCUUUUCGACUUCAUCAAUAAUGAAAAAAAUUCGCUCAGGGAGCUCCGCCGAUCUUGCAGCAGCAAUAUGACCGGAGCAGGAGAAGAUGACGGCGAAGUAGCUCCUCCUCCUCCCUCUCCUCUAGCCCAGAAACCCAUGGACGAUGCGGCGGCGGAGCACCGCCACGGCGUCGGCGAUGAGCCGUCCUUCCGGAUGGAGAACCUUCCUGGGUAACUGCCAUUCCGCCAGUCCCUCUUCACAGCAGGAGGUAAAAAAUAUUUGCUUAAGCAUUUCACUGUUACCCUAAGGAUCUAACCAGUGCGUGAAAAUUAGUCCUUGAUGUGAUUCCUAUGGUGAUCUCCACGGAUCUGAACCUCUGGGGCAAACAAAAAAAACUGGUGUUUUAUGGCUUUGGGGGCAGGGGCAGGGAGCUUAGAUUAUGGUCCAAUUCAUGUCUUUUACUUUUUCAGUGAGCCUCACUUUUAAGGUUUAUUGCUCAAGUUGUUUGCUACACCAACAGGGAGGGCACCUAUCGACUUGCUUGAGUUGUUGGAGAAAGGAAAAUCGUCAAAUUACUUGCUGCCGAAUGAGCCUCUACACCACACACUUCUUUGGAUAAAAGGCGCAACAGCCACCUAUUUUUGUUACUGAAAUCGUUUCGGCUUCGGUAAGACGGUAACACCACAUUUGGGUUCCAGCAUUCAAAUCAGACUGCACAAGCCGUGAACUGACAGCGCCAGACGCACGGCCAAAAAUCGACACUAAGAAAACCGGCAAACUAAAGGCUUCAUCAGGACACCGCAGACAUACAUACAUCCUGACGCGGUGACGCCCUCAGCCUGCUUCCGGUCUUCUGACCACCGGCCUACUGCAGCCGUGCUGGCUAGAGAAAUCUUCAGACGCCACCGGGGACAGCUUGCAGGGCCGCCCGCCGAAUGUGUUUCCUGUGUUCGUUCUUCAAGAAGCCGGCUCAUAGACUCAUAGUAGGAUCUAUUGGAAGAAUACCUCAAUAACAUGCUUCACUCCUCGUUUCCCAAAUAGCCCAAAUGAACAGGGUCAGGCACACAACCCCUACUGCUAAGUUGCAAAAUCCAAGAAGUACGUUAAUGAUAAAGUGAAAGUAGUAACAGAAUUGCACUGAAAUGAACAAUAGACUACACUCCACGUGUACUUGGCACCACUACAAAACACCCAUUUGAAACUACACUACAAAAUGUUGCAAAGAAGGCUGCAAAACACCCAUUGAAACCACACUACAAAAAGUUGCAAUCUGCAUCUGGUCUGAUUUCUCUUGUACGCACUUUCAGGUCAUUGUGUGUUUUUAUUUCAGUAAUUAGUGGCUAUCGCUUGCCUACCAGUUAGUUUUAGUUAAAGUUCAGCCCGACUAAAAAUUCAGGCUCUUUCUUGUCGCGGGAGAUUCAGCCUGUUGAAGUUGGAAAAAUGCUCUGGACGUUCCACUGUAAUCUGUGUUUUUAUGGCCCCGGUGAUCUGGAUUAUCACACCGAUGAACAACCCAUUGAUGAUUUUCUCAAAGUAAAACGAGCUAAGUGCCUUGAGGCUGUAAAUUGGGUUAUUCAAUGGCAUAGUGUGGUAGGUAUUGAUAAGUUAUGCAUCAGGUGUGGCUUGCACAAAGAGGACUUUGAUCGUCUUGACAGGUGGAUUGGCUUUGCCGCUUCAUCAAAAACAAAGCAAUGAUCAUAGUUUUUGACCCGAAGAAACUUAUUCGCCAUCUGAAGAAGUUCAUGUCCAUCACUUUCGUCUUGAAGCCUCGGGUGUUCAAGGCAGAUCCUGUGUGUAUUUCUUGUUUCUCGCUGCUGUUUCUAUAAAGCUACACUCAGAAUGAAUGUUGAGAUGGUUGAGUUUCAUGCUGCUGAUCUUUGCGCAUUUUGAGUGGGAAGGACAAGAGAUCCCUAUAGUACUUCAUGGGUGCUCCAAAUUAGAGAAGGCUACGAUAAUGUUCAGAGGCAGCAAAGGACUGGCCCCUGUAUUCACUUUAGUUCCGAGCAUUUUGCCAGUGAAGUUGCAAAAUCUGACAACAAGACCACAUGGCACGUUUAUGCAUUUGAGGCACAUGACCUGUCAAUUAACUGUCUUCUCUAGGCAGCCAAACGCCGACAACAGAAUUCUUCAACUUGCCCGCUGCUUGGAUAUUUCGCCCCGACUGGAGACGUUGUAUUUGGAUAUGGUAUAUCUGAACCUCGAGGGCGGUGGGAGCGAUGAUGUUCGUAUACAUGGGUCUCCCACAUGCGUCACCAUGAUCAUCUCAAGACGGUCUGCAUUGCUCAGGUCGCGGCUGGUAUGUUUCCCAUCCAGGAUCAUGGCAUCUAGCGUGCUGCGCCGGAGGUCAGCAGAUGGGCAUAGCUUACCCUGGGGCGCUUCGGUAAGGUGCCGCUGGAGCUACUUCCUAACUGAUGAAAGAACUUGAGUGGUGAAUGCUCAAACAAAGUUUGGCAUCCACCGAUCGCUGGUGGUGGUGUCAUAUAUUCAUAUGUAAUACUGAUGAUGCUGGGUGCUGUACUUGAGAGUUUCUUGUGCAAAGAGAUAAUGAUGUCAGUGUGAUGGUUAAACUCGCUGUGUUUUAUUUUUCUGGGGCAACGAUAACACUCAACACACAUCUUAAGUCUCUGAGAUAUAGAAGGAACCUGGCUCUACUGACUGUUCUUGCUGUAUCA